GCGAGGCGCGCCCCACCCCGGCGGAGGGGACGGUUUUUAGCAGGAGGUGGUGGAGGGAUUCAAUGCCACUCGGGGAUGUGGGAAGCUGGAGGUGAGCGGGAAAUCCGUAGAUCACAGUCAAGGCGUGUGGGCACGAGUGGCCAGAGGCGCCGAGGGGUCCGCGGGGUUCUCGGGUGUCUCCGUCGUGCCCCGUCCCGUGGUCGCCCGCGGUCCCCCGGGCUCCGCCCAGCCGCGGAGCCCAGCCUCUCUCAGGCCGGGUCUCCUCCCUAAGGUGCGGGUGGCAGCGCCACUCCCUCCGCUCCCUCCCCAGCCGCGCGCGUCUCAUUCCAGCGCCCAUUCCGCGCAUUCCUACCGGGCUCCUCUGCAAACUCCGGCCCCGGGGGUGGGGACCGCCUCAGCUACACGCUCGGGCCCCGAAGCCGUCGCCGCGGCUGGAAGACUUGGCCCCCCGCGUGGACUUGGUGCAGCCGGCCGAGCGCUCCCACCCCGCCUCCUGAACCCUGGGACCGGUCCAACGGGCGCUCCUCCAAGCCGAGCCUUGGAGGGCAAGGCCGGCAUCAUUACCUCCAACGAGUGGAGCUCUCCGGACUCCCCCGAGGGGAGCAGCAUCUCUGGGGGCAGCCAGGCCCUGGACAAGCCCAUCGACAAUGAUGCAGAGGGUGUGUGGAGCCCGGAUAUUGAGCAAAGCUUCCAGGAGGCACUGGCUAUUUACCCACCAUGCGGCCGCCGCAAAAUCAUCCUGUCAGACGAAGGCAAGAUGUAUGGUCGGAAUGAGCUGAUCGCACGCUACAUCAAGCUCAGAACAGGGAAGACACGUACAAGGAAGCAGGUCUCCAGCCACAUCCAGGUGCUUGCCCGUCGAAAAGCCCGGGAGAUCCAGGCCAAGCUCAAGGACCAGGCAGCUAAGAACAAGGCCCUGCAGAGCAUGGCUGCCAUGUCGUCCGCCCAGAUCGUCUCGGCCACAACCUUCCACAGUAAAAUGGCUCUUGCCCGGGGCCCUGGCUACCCAGCAAUCUCAGGGUUUUGGCAAGGAGCUUUGCCAGGCCAACCCGGACCCUCCCAUGAUGUGAAACCUUUCUCUCAAAACACCUACGCUGUCCAGCCUCCGCUGCCUCUGCCAGGCUUUGAGUCUCCUGUAGGACCCACCCCAUCACCCUCUGCACCGCCAGCUCCUCCAUGGCAAGGCCGCAGCAUAGCCAGCUCCAAGCUCUGGAUGUUGGAGUUCUCCGCUUUCCUGGAGCGCCAGCAAGAUCCUGACACAUAUAGCAAACACCUGUUCGUGCACAUCAGCCAGUCAAGCCCGAGCUACAGUGACCCCUACCUCGAAACCGUGGACAUCCGCCAGAUCUAUGACAAGUUCCCAGAGAAGAAGGGGGGCCUCAAGGAGCUAUUUGAACGGGGGCCCUCUAAUGCCUUCUUCCUUGUGAAGUUCUGGGCAGACCUCAAUACCAACAUCGAUGACCAGGGCAGCGCCUUCUAUGGAGUCUCCAGCCAGUAUGAGAGCCUGGAAAACAUGAUUAUUACCUGCUCUACUAAGGUCUGCUCAUUUGGCAAACAAGUGGUGGAGAAAGUUGAGACAGAGUUUGCUCGCUAUGAGAAUGGUCACUAUUUGUACCGCAUCCACCGGUCCCCACUCUGUGAGUACAUGAUCAACUUUAUCCACAAGCUGAAGCACUUACCAGAGAAGUACAUGAUGAACAGCGUGCUGGAGAACUUCACCAUCCUGCAGGUGGUCACCAACCGAGACACACAGGAGACCUUGCUGUGUAUUGCAUAUGUUUUUGAAGUUUCAGCCAGCGAACACGGGGCUCAGCACCACAUCUACCGCCUGGUGAAAGAAUGAGAGACUUGGAGAGCUAUGGUGGGGGAAAGUCCAGGAAAUGGGGACCUGGGAGGGAAUAUUCAGGGACAGCCCCCAAAAGAGCCAGGAGAACCAAGCAGAGUUACCAGUUUUCUUCUUACCAGGAACAAACUGCCUGAUCUCGCAGUGCUCAACCCCCAAUAAACCCAAGGAGUCAAGUAUUUUCAGAGGAGCUGGUUUAGCCUGUAUGAACCCAGAAGGGCAUGGGAGGAGGGGGCACCAAGAGGCAAGCUGAAAGCGAUAACCUGAGGUGCGCCAGGAUGGCCCAGGAACCAGAACCCCGGUGGACUCAGCCAGGCACAUCACCAAGACACCAAAGCUCAAGACCCAGUGGUCCCUUCUGAACUCCUAGAACCCAAUACUCUGCUGCUGGUCACAACAGUGACUGAGGACAGAUAGCACGUGUGUCACACACUCAGAGAUGCUGUGCAGGACUUAGUGCACAUUGUCAGUCAAUCCUGCCAUCGAUACUGGAGUUUCGAUAUGGAAGAAGGUCCACCCCUACAAAAGGGGCUGGAUUUAGGUGUGACUGCAACAUAGUUGUUGGACUGAGACCCUAUGAAGAGCUCCUCAGGUGGCUUUGUUCCUUCUGCAGUGGCCCAGAAGGGGGCAGGAGCUGAAGCAAGGCUUGGAGUUAGGGAGUUCUGCUUCAGGGCCAGCAUUUCCAGCUGCCUGACCUCGACCGGUUCCUCAGCUUCUCUAUUAGUCCCCUGUCUCCUUUGCUCAGCCCUGUGAAGGGGAGAAUGUUUGGACAGUACCUGAGUCUUGUGGUGCCAGUUAAAUGAUCCAAUCCUCAGCCCCUUGCCUCUCUCCCUCUGGAGGUCCUGCAUCUGUCUCUCCCCUGCCCUCUCAAGGCUUUCUGGUCUCUGCUUCCCCAGUUGGAGCCAGUUCUAGUAGUCUGGAGUCUCAGGAAGAAAGCUGUAACCUGGGUGUGUUUGUGUGUGCCCAGGACUCAGGGAUGCAUCUGUGAGGGUGUAGCAGUGGGCAGGGCAACAUUGUGGGGAUGCUACGGAGGUGAGGAGAUAAGGGCUCUGGAGUCAGUCUAGCUUGACUUUGAUGUGCAACCUUCAAAAAAAAAAUGUUGUGGUGCCUCAGUUACCCCAUCUGUAAAAUGGGUAUAACAUUCACCUACCUCGUGUAUGGACAGUGCCUCACACAGUGCUGAGCACAUCCACAUGUUCAAUAAAUAUGCAUCGGUACUAACUGUUGGAACUUCAAGUCCAGCUAAGGAUCCAGGCUAGAGAGCUAUGCACUAGGGUGGGUGGUCCCUGCCUAUCACAGAGAGGAGUGAUCAGAGGGUCUCAGGGAAGAGGUAGCAUGAGGGAACAGGUUGUAAGAGGAAGGUAGCUAAUAUUUACUGGUGUUAUUUCUGUGAGUUUGAUUUUGGGGCUAGUGUUUGACACAGGCUAAGCGACCAUGAAAGUAUGCAAAUAAGCGUAUGGGAACAGUUUGUAAGUAUCUCAGAUGAGGAAGACAGACUGAGCUACCCAGUCUUUCUGGAGCCCCAAGUUCCCUCUCCUUAACACAAAGCAAUUUAACCCAUACUCUGCUCCCCACCAUGUUAGAAUGGUUGCCAAUACAGGCCUUCUUCCUUCCUAUGGUGCCGGGUAGAGGUCCUGCCAUCGAACAGGGUCAGGGGUCCCUGAAAGUCUACUGCAUCCCUGGUCUUGUGACCAGGAUUCACCAGUCUACAUGUAGGCCUGUGUUUGCAGUCUCCCUGCCCCAUCCAAAUCCUAGCCCCGGCCCCCUCCCACUGCCCGGGAGCACACUUAGACAUUUUAGACUAUGGAGUCAGCCUCUUGGGACACGAGGGGGUACAACCUUUUCCUAUUGGAAGCAGGUCAGUCCAGAUGUUUGGGUUCCAGUGUGGGUUGUUUUUUCCUGUGUUAAGUAACCUCAGUGGUCUAAUGGAAAGUAACCAUAGAAGACUAUCUUACUGCCUCUCCAUUCAAGUCAACAGGGCACCUCCCUUAUCCCACCAUAUGGUACUGGGCUGAAAACAUUUAGCUUUUUAAGAUGAGUUCUUCAUCUCUUGCCUGGGCUAUUGUCUCCAGUGAUCCUCCUGCCUCAGCUUCACAAAGAGCUGGGUCUACGGGUUCUCCCCACUGAGCCCUGCACUCCUAUUUUGAAGACUGAAAAAGCAGGGCUCACAGAGUUUUGGGAAUUGGGUUCUGGUGUUGGUGUAUUUUUUCCUUUGCUUUGUGAGUAGUUGGUUGACUUCUGAGGUGUGGCAGGCUCUGGGAAUGUGUCCAUGAACAGAAUAGUCAGGGUGGCUGUGAGCUUGCUUUGGACUGAGGUGGGGGUGAGGGGUGGUUGGCACCAAGUUAAGGAGACUCAUAGGCAAUGGGCAGUGGGGGUAGGUGGGUACCUAAGGUCAGCUUCACUUUAGGGGAGGCUGCUGAAGCCCGGACUCUUCACUGAUUCUUGAAUUGCAGACAAGUGGAUCCGGAGGAAGGAAAAUUCCAAGGGAGAAUUGAGAGGCCUGGAGAAAGUGAGGGAUGGGUGUGCCCCAGGGGUAUGGUGACUGACCUAGGCUGGACUUAACCCUAGCUAACAGGCCAGGUAGGAAUUCAGGCGGUUCAGUCCUUUGUGUCCCCUGCACUCCCCUGUAGAUGUGCACUUUCGAAUGCUCUCAGGAUGGUAGCUAGAACUGGGGGUGUUAAGCAAGGGAGUACAUUCCUUUGAUGCUAUUUUUAGAAGAAAGCUCUGGAGCAUUGGGUUUGUACAGAGGAGCAGCUGGAACUGUUGGGGGGUGCGAACCCAUGAAGCCUGCCGACCUGGGUGUCUGUGGGUGGAAACUAUCUGUUUUCUGGAUCUGUUACACUUGGCAACCAGGCAAGAGGCAAGAGAGAGUGGAGGUGACAUGGCCAUCCGUGUCAUUGGGCAAGGGACCCCAAAGUCCUAGGGAGAGAGAGCCCUCCAUCCUGGGGGUGGAAAUAUUCCAGUGUUAUCUAGUUAGCAGGAAAUGCCAAAAAUGGCUGUAGGGACAGGGGAGAGGUCUUUUGCCUGACAGGGUCUGACACUGUUGGGGCAGAUUGUGCCAAAAAAGUGUCAAAGGAAUGGAAAGUGUGUGCCCACCCCACCACCACACAACCCCACCCCUACACAAAACAAUGCACACACAAAAAACUAAAUAAAUGAAUAAACACGAGAGAGAGAGAGAGAGAGAGAGAGAGAGAGAGAGAGAGACGCUUAUGUAUGCAUGUGUACAAAUGGUUGUUUCCUAGACUUCUGCAAUAGACCUUUUGUCCCUAGUCUAUGGUGCACUCAGUCUAGUCUUUCCCAGUCUGGGGACAGAGUAGGUUGGCAGAGGUUGCAGGACUGAGGGAAGGCUGGGACCUGGGACCUGGGGCAGUGUAUCCCCUAUCUGGGCACCCAGGAACAGAAGAGAAACACCAGAACAGUGGGAGCUUCCCCCACGGUUUCUACAUUGUGGCCUCCUGGGCCGGACCCUGUGCUGAAAACUUCUUAGAGCUCGAGUAGCAGGGGUCAGUGGCACCUCGGGUAACCCAUCUUACAGAUCAAAAAGAAAAUGACCUUUGCCCCAAAGGCUUGAUUCUUUAUAGAAUGUAGCUAACUGAUCUGCCCAGCCAAGUACCCGGCUGCACAGCUGUGAUCCUCUCUAUCCCCAACCCCUGACCCCGAGAAGCAGAAGGACACCACCAUGGACUUACACAGUGGAGCCGAAUCUCUAAAUAAAUAUCUUCAAAAAAGUGUCUGCGACUUGGCUUUUGUAUAUAGACUUUGUGAAUUAAAAAGGGCACAGGUAUGUGUGUGCCUUCCUGGACAGCCAGAACCCAGGCAGUGGGAAUGGUGGCCUUUUUUACACUCUACAGAUGUCUAAUAUUCAAUUUUAAGGUUUUUGUAUUUUUUUCUAUGUAAACCUCCUUCACCUAUUCAAGUCUUCAGUAAAGUCUGCUGAAACACA
Rattus norvegicus (Norway rat) is the source of this 5789-nucleotide messenger RNA. RefSeq names its product TEA domain transcription factor 4 (gene Tead4). The record is from RefSeq and is marked validated. Gene Ontology annotation, molecular function: DNA binding; RNA polymerase II cis-regulatory region sequence-specific DNA binding; sequence-specific DNA binding. Lineage: Eukaryota; Metazoa; Chordata; Mammalia; Rodentia; Muridae. The transcript is spliced from 12 exons. Gene Ontology annotation, cellular component: transcription regulator complex; nucleus; nucleoplasm. Gene Ontology annotation, biological process: DNA-templated transcription; positive regulation of DNA-templated transcription; positive regulation of stem cell population maintenance.